AUGUCAGUAGAAAAUGGCAAAAAGCUGUUUAUACAAAGAUGUGCAAUGUGUCAUACCCUAGAAGAAGGUGGAAAACAUAAGAAUGGGCCAAAUUUACAUGGUUUAAUUGGAAAAGAAGGGGGACAAAAACCAGGAUUCAAAUUUUCAAAAGCGAAUAAAGAAAUUGGCGUAUGGUCAGAAGCAAAAAUAGAUCAGUUCCUAGAAAAUCCUAAGAAGUUCAUGCCAGGCACAACUAUGUUAUUUCCAGGUAUAAAAAGUGCGAGUGACCGUAAAGAUUUAAUUGCUUACCUCAAGGCAGCCAUGUAA
Messenger RNA from Diorhabda carinulata, 306 nucleotides. Its product is annotated as cytochrome c-like. Lineage: Eukaryota; Metazoa; Arthropoda; Insecta; Coleoptera; Chrysomelidae. The transcript has a single exon. Bases 1 to 306 code for a protein of 101 amino acids. Gene Ontology annotation, molecular function: heme binding; electron transfer activity. The record is from RefSeq and is a predicted model, not a curated record. Gene Ontology annotation, cellular component: mitochondrial intermembrane space. Gene Ontology annotation, biological process: mitochondrial electron transport, cytochrome c to oxygen; mitochondrial electron transport, ubiquinol to cytochrome c.